AUGAAUUUUGCAGCGGCCUUGACGCGCCCCGAAGUAGACGCUCUUAGCGACCCAGACCGAACCUACAGCGAUGCGGCGAAUGCACUCGAGCAUAUACCUGCAUCGGCAGACGAGCAUCCGGGAGAUACUGUCUUCGAGAAGAGCUUGAGAAUCAAGAACACGCUCGACGAGUACGAGGAAAACGCUAGGAAAGAGCCCAGCUGGAACGUGUUGGCUGUGCUCACCAACAGCGAGUACAGGCUUUGGUGUUUGAACGCGGAAACACCUAUGAGGCACAACCCGUUCUUGACUCACUGGGUGGAGGCCUCGCAGCGCUUAGACAAAGAAAGCGCUGAGGGGAAGUUGAAUACGAACACUUUUAGCACACCGAAUGGCGGCAUAACAACAGCGGAUAUACUCGAGGUUAGGGUGGAAUGGAUUAAGAGGCUAUUGCCAAACAAGGAUGUAAAGGAGUUUCUACACUCGACACCAAGGGAACUACACGACGCGUUUGUGAAGCGAGGCCUAAAGAAAGCUUUCAAUAUUCAGACAUACAUCCAGAUGCUCGAGGAAGAAGGCAUCUACGACAAGACACCGGAGCCGAAAGUAGCCACUUGGACGCGCAUGCAGGAACAUCCACGCGACAACGCCUCGAAGCAAUGGAAAAGCGACAUGCUCCAGAAGCUCAAAGAGCAGCCCGAUACCGCAGUACAAGAACUCACACACCUCCCCCUCGAACUCUCUUACCUCGACUUUCUCACCACGCUUCUUACCGACCGCACGCUCCAAAGCCUCUCGAUUGAUCCCGCGCCCGUUAUAACGACUUAUAUCCAGCACUCGCUGCGGCUGGCGGAACAGAUGGCGGGGCCUCCGACAGACGCGACUGUAGACGGGCAUACGGAUGGGCCCCUGGACCGCAGUUCGAUCUGGGAAUAUGGCAAGGAAGCGCAGAGUCGUGCGGUACGACUGCUGUUGCUGUUCAUUAAAAGUUUGAUACGCAAAGAACUUCUUGGGACGGAAGUGUUAUACUUUGAGAUACAGGAGAUUUGUGUGCGCUAUGUGUGGAUCAAGGAAGUUAGAGAUUUUAGAAGUUGGGUUGAGGAGGGUAUAGGUGAAGAGCAUGUUAGGGAAUCUUGA
This is a messenger RNA of Cucurbitaria berberidis CBS 394.84, 1116 nucleotides long. RefSeq lists its product as uncharacterized. The coding region runs from base 1 to 1116 and encodes 371 amino acids. The record is from RefSeq and is a predicted model, not a curated record. The transcript has a single exon. NCBI's taxonomy places the organism in Eukaryota, Fungi, Ascomycota, Dothideomycetes, Pleosporales, Cucurbitariaceae. Gene Ontology annotation, cellular component: CCR4-NOT complex.